Molecule: messenger RNA, 627 nt
Organism: Trichoderma citrinoviride
Lineage: Eukaryota; Fungi; Ascomycota; Sordariomycetes; Hypocreales; Hypocreaceae
Exons: 1
Coding region: 1-627 (208 amino acids)
Biological process (GO): ubiquinone biosynthetic process; cellular respiration
Cellular component (GO): mitochondrion
Molecular function (GO): ubiquinone binding
Source: RefSeq, a predicted model, not a curated record
AUGGCCGUCCGAACCGCCUCCCAACGACUCCUCCUCCUCCGCCACACACACACUCAGCUCCCCACCCCCGCCCUCUCCCGCCGCGCCUUCAUCUCCCUCCCCGGCUCCUCCCCCCAGAGCCUCGUCGCGACCCGGACCCUCCCCUACGCCCGCGAGCCCCUCUACGAGCUCAUCGCAGACGUCGACUCCUACUCGGCCUUUGUCCCCUACUGCUCGCACUCCCGCGUCACCCAAUGGUCUCCGCCAGACGCCUCCGGCCGCCGCUGGCCCGCGCUCGCCGACCUGCACGUGGGCUGGGGCGGCUUCGACGAGGUCUUCACGAGCCGCCUCCGCUGCGUCCCUGGCGUCUCCGUCGAGGCCCGUAGUGGCGGCUCCGCUGGGGACGGCCCUGCCAAGGACGCUUCGUCUGUCUUCAAGACCCUCGAGACGCUGUGGUACUUGACGCCAGUUGCCCGCCAGUCUGCAGCAACGCCCUCCACCGAGGUCCGGCUCACGAUCCAGUUCGAAUUCGUCAACCCUCUCUAUGCCGCGGUCAGCGCUGCUGUGUCUGACAAGAUCGCGGGCCUCAUGAUCGAAGCCUUUGAAAAGCGAGUGCACCACAAACUAAGCGCUCAGCAGCGCCUGUAG